Messenger RNA from Beta vulgaris subsp. vulgaris (sugar beet), 2028 nucleotides. RefSeq lists its product as uncharacterized. The transcript is spliced from 15 exons. The record is from RefSeq and is a predicted model, not a curated record. Bases 106 to 1749 code for a protein of 547 amino acids. Gene Ontology annotation, cellular component: mitochondrial matrix; peroxisomal matrix. Gene Ontology annotation, biological process: fatty acid biosynthetic process; malonyl-CoA catabolic process; positive regulation of fatty acid oxidation. Gene Ontology annotation, molecular function: malonyl-CoA decarboxylase activity. NCBI's taxonomy places the organism in Eukaryota, Viridiplantae, Streptophyta, Magnoliopsida, Caryophyllales, Amaranthaceae.
UGAACAGACAUCCGGCAGUUAAGGAAAGUGAUACGCAAACAACAGAAUUAUUUAUACUUCAACUUUACAUCAAAUUUUCUGGAGAAAAAAAUACCCAAAUGAAUUAUGAACAAAAAAGGUCUUGCAAUUUUGAUGAGAACUCGAAUAAAAUCAACUUCUUCUGCAAAUCCCAUAAAAAUUCCUCUCUCUCCUGCUACUAACGAGGUUAAUAAAAUGAUUACAAAUUCAGAGGGAAAUGAAAUUGUACCCAGAAAACAAAAUUCUGCAAAUUGUGGAAGCCAAGAAUUUUCUCACGAACUCAAUGCUUCAGAAAUCCCAGAAAGAGGAUUUAAUCUUGUGCGAGAAAGAAUGCAAUCGGCUAUUUCAGUGGACAAGACGGAAAUUCAGGAUGCAGUUCUAAGUGAUUUCUCUGAGGGCUAUUAUAGUCUUUCGAAGGAAGACCGUAGUAAGUUACUGGUGGUGCUUGCCAAAGACUAUGAUCUUAACAGGACCCGUGUUCAUGAUCUUAUGAAACAAUAUCUUGGCCUUCAGCUUCCUGCUGGUGACAAAGGUGAAAUUGGUGUUGAGGAUGACGGAAUUUUAUCUACUUUUUACCGGACUGAGAGGAAUUUGAGACAUGCACUACAGCCAACAUAUGAAGUUCUUUUCGAAAGGCUGAAUACCCAUCCCGGGGGAUUGAAAUUUUUAACAGUACUCCGUGCUGAUAUUUUAUCUACCAUCAAGGAUCACAACCUUCCAUCUUUGCGAUCACUAGAUUCUUACUUAAAGGAGAAGCUUAUCACAUGGCUAAGUCCAGCUGCAUUGGAGCUCCAUCGCAUAACUUGGGACGAUCCUGCUUCUUUGUUGGAGAAGAUUGUAGCUUAUGAGGCAGUUCAUCCCAUCAGUAGUUUAAUUGAUCUUAAGAGGAGGCUUGGAGUAGGGCGCCGUUGUUUUGGUUAUCUGCAUCCUGCAGUUCCUGGUGAACCUCUUAUCUUUAUUGAGGUAGCGCUAUUAAAAAAUGUUGCUGAGACCAUACAGGAAGUCCUCUGGGAUGAUCCACCGAUGCCUGAAUGUGAUGCAGCAUGUGCAUUAUUCUACUCAAUAUCAUCAACUCAGCCAGGCUUGGCAGGGAUUAAUCUGGGAAAGUUCCUUAUCAAACGUGUGAUUGAAUUGGUUAAAAAAGAUAUGCCACAUAUAUGUACAUUUGCAACACUUAGUCCAAUGCCGGGGUUUAUGAGAUGGCUAAUAUCGAAGUUGGCAUCACAAACUAAGCUUGCAGAAGCAGAAACUUUAGACGUGACAUGUUCUUCCCCGGAAAGUGCUGGUUCUAUAUUCAGAGAAAAUGUUCUAACAGCAGAGGAAGAAAGAGAAGUCUUGGAUAAACUGGGUUUUAGGAAAUUCACAUCCGGGAAAAGUGGCAUCGAAGUCAUAUUGAAUUUGCUGAAAUCUCCAAGCCAUGAAUGGAGCCAAUCUGAUGGUGCUUUGUCAGUGCUAAAACCUAUUUUGAUGCGACUUUGUGCCAGGUAUCUUAUUCAAGAAAAAAAGAGGGGAAAAGCUUUCGAUCCUGUUGCAAACUUCCACUUGCAGAACGGGGCGAUGGUUGAGAGAUUAAACUGGAUGGCUGACAGAUCAGAGAAAGGACUCUCGCAGAGCUGUGGGAUUAUGGUUAAUUAUAUGUACAGGUUGGACAACAUCGAAGAAAAUGCUCGGUCGUAUUUCAGCACAGGCCACGUUAAUGCUGCAUUGGAUCUUCAGAGACUUGUAGAAUAGAGGUAGUAUACUAACUUACACGCACUACUAUCACUUGGAUAUCGAUACAUGAGUAAUACAUAUACAGAUUUUCCUCCUACUACCAGCAAACAUGACUUAACAUGUUGAAGUUUUCUUAUUACAACUUGAUUCUUCAAGUUUGCUGGUGAAUGUACAAAAUAUACAUAAACUGAAAUCUUCAUUUAUACACCUUAAAAUUCUAUAGUCUUGGGGUUCUAUUUGAUAAAGUUGCUCUUCUUUAGUGUACUGGUCAUUUAUGAUUAUACUGAAUUCGCUUCA